CAAAGAGCUCUCUCACUUUUCCUGUCUGUGAGAACACAAUGAGAAAACCACCAUCUCUGAACGAAUGCUGGACUGGAGGUUGGCAAGUGCACAUUUUAUCCUGGCUGUGACAUUGAUGCUGUGGAGCUCAGGAAAAGUGCUCUCAGUGGAUGUAGCAACUGAGGCUUUUGAUGUUGGAAUCAGAGAUGUGCAGUCACCAUCCACAGCCAGGGAAGAGAAAUCAGCAGCUGAUCUGGCAGCAAAACUCAUGCUUCUUGAUGAACUUGUGUCUCUGGAGAACGAUGUGAUUGAAACAAAGAAGAAAAGGAGCUUCUCUGGUUUUGGGUCUCCCCUGGACAGACUCUCAGCUGGCUCUGUGGAUCACAAAGGCAAACAGAGGAAAGUAGUAGAUCAUCCAAAAAGGCGAUUCGGCAUCCCCAUGGAUCGGAUUGGUGGAAAUCGGCUUUCAAAUUCCAGAGGCUAACUGAUUCCAAUUAUGUGACUUCCUUGGGUGAAAUGUCACAGAAACAUGGAAGAUGCUUCAGAUGUUCUUCACACUCCUUAAUGAUUAAACUUUGAAGGAACUGACCUUCUGCAAUUAUUUCCAAAGCUUGAACUUAGGUCCAUCACAUCCCAGUGUUGUUACAGCCUCAAGUAAAUUAUGCAGAUCAUUUCAA
This is a messenger RNA of Eptesicus fuscus (big brown bat), 656 nucleotides long. It is a transcript of the gene OSTN, whose product is annotated as osteocrin. The record is from RefSeq and is a predicted model, not a curated record. The transcript has 5 exons. Gene Ontology annotation, biological process: hormone-mediated signaling pathway. The coding region runs from base 65 to 463 and encodes 132 amino acids. Gene Ontology annotation, molecular function: signaling receptor binding. NCBI's taxonomy places the organism in Eukaryota, Metazoa, Chordata, Mammalia, Chiroptera, Vespertilionidae.